AUGAUCGCCCGUGGCCGCUCCGGACUCUGCCUCGCUCUCUGCGCCUUGGGGCUGGCACUGCUGGGCGAUGUGUCCCGGGCUGUCCCCAUGGACGAUCAGGAUUAUUACCUGCAGGAAAUCACCAACAGGGAUCAUUAUUACUCCUUUCCGUAUCCCGGGGAAGAGUUCUUUCCUUUCACGGAGCAGCCCGGAGAGGAAGGACCUAUCCGUGCUGCUGAGAGAGAGGAGCAGCCAGGGUUCAAACCGAGCAGGAAGGAGUUAAAACAGAGGAAAAACAACAAAAAAGGAAAACCCAUUCUUGAACCGCCACCAGAUUGCCCUCCACUCGGUCUGGAGACAUUGAAAAUUACUGACUUCCAGCUCCAUGCCUCCACGGCCAAGCGCUACGGCCUCGGGGCCCACCGAGGGAGGCUCAACAUCCAGGCAGGUGUUAACGAAAAUGAUUUUUAUGAUGGUGCUUGGUGUGCAGGAAGAAAUGACCCCUACCAGUGGAUUGAAGUCGAUGCUCGAAGGCUGACAAAAUUCACUGGAGUCAUCACCCAGGGAAGAAACUCCCUCUGGUCGAGUAACUGGGUGACCUCUUACCGAGUGUUGGUGAGCAACGACAGCCAUGCAUGGACUGCUGUGAGGAACGAGUCUGGAGAUGUGAUUUUUGAAGGGAACAGCGAGAAGGAGAUCCCAGUGCUGAACAUGCUGCCGGUGCCGCUGGUGGCGCGUUACAUCCGCAUCAACCCGCGCUCCUGGUUCCAGGAGGGCAGCAUCUGCAUGAGGCUGGAGAUCCUGGGCUGCCCCUUGCCAGACCCAAACAAUUAUUACCACAGAAGAAAUGAAAUGACAACCACUGAUAAUCUGGACUUUAAGCAUCACAACUACAAGGAGAUGAGGCAGCUGAUGAAAACUGUGAAUAAAAUGUGCCCAAAUAUCACAAGAAUUUACAAUAUUGGAAAAAGCCACCAAGGACUGAAGCUGUAUGCAGUGGAGAUUUCUGACAACCCAGGAGAACACGAAGUUGGGGAGCCAGAAUUCCACUACAUUGCAGGAGCUCAUGGGAAUGAAGUGCUUGGGCGAGAGCUGAUCCUUCUGCUCAUGCAGUUCAUGUGCCAGGAAUACCUGGCUGGGAACCCACGCAUUGUGCACCUCAUCCAGGACACCAGGAUCCACCUGCUGCCCUCAGUGAACCCUGAUGGAUAUGACAAGGCCUAUAAAGCGGGUUCAGAAUUGGGGGGCUGGUCUCUAGGACGAUGGACUCAGGAUGGCAUUGACAUCAACAAUAACUUCCCUGACCUAAACUCUCUGCUCUGGGAGUCAGAAGAUCAGAAGAAGAGUAAAAGAAAAGUUCCAAACCAUCACAUUCCAAUCCCUGACUGGUACCUGUCCGAAAAUGCCACUGUGGCGGUGGAGACGCGGGCGAUCAUCGCCUGGAUGGAAAAAAUCCCUUUUGUGCUGGGUGGCAACCUGCAGGGGGGAGAGCUGGUGGUGGCCUAUCCCUACGACAUGGUGAGGUCCAUGUGGAAAACCCAGGACUACACUCCCACCCCUGACGACCACGUGUUCCGCUGGCUGGCCUACUCCUACGCCUCCACGCACCGCCUGAUGACGGACGCCAGGAGGAGGGCCUGCCACACCGAGGACUUCCAGAAGGAGGAUGGCACUGUCAACGGAGCCUCGUGGCACACCGUGGCUGGAAGCAUCAAUGACUUCAGCUACCUGCACACAAACUGCUUUGAGCUCUCCAUCUAUGUUGGCUGUGACAAAUAUCCCCACGAGAGCGAGCUGCCAGAGGAGUGGGAAAACAACCGCGAGUCCCUGAUUGUUUUUAUGGAACAGGUCCAUCGUGGCAUCAAAGGCAUUGUGAAAGAUGUGCAUGGGAAGGGAAUCCCAAAUGCUGUUAUUUCAGUGGAAGGUGUUAACCAUGACAUUCGCACAGGAGCUGACGGGGAUUACUGGCGUCUCCUCAACCCGGGCGAGUACGUGGUGGGCGUCAAGGCCGAGGGCUACACCGCCGCCACCAAGACCUGCGAGGUGGGCUACGACAUGGGCGCCACCCAGUGCGACUUCACCAUCUCCAAGACCAACCUGGCGAGGAUCAAGGAGAUCAUGAGGAAGUUUGGGAAGCAGCCCCUGAGCCUGGCGGCACGCCGGCUGCGGCAGCGGGCGCGGCGGUGGCAGCGGCGGUAGAGCGCGGCGCCAGCUCUGCUUCUCCCAGCCUGGCUGUAGUCGUAGUGAGAGUUACAUAGCCCAUCUCUUCGUGCCUUUUUCUCUGCACCGUGAGGCCUUGCUGUUUGUGGAG
This is a messenger RNA of Melozone crissalis (California towhee), 2290 nucleotides long. RefSeq names its product carboxypeptidase X, M14 family member 2 (gene CPXM2). Gene Ontology annotation, molecular function: zinc ion binding; metallocarboxypeptidase activity. The transcript is spliced from 13 exons. Lineage: Eukaryota; Metazoa; Chordata; Aves; Passeriformes; Passerellidae. Bases 1 to 2178 code for a protein of 725 amino acids. Gene Ontology annotation, biological process: proteolysis. The record is from RefSeq and is a predicted model, not a curated record.